Messenger RNA from Cucurbita moschata (crookneck pumpkin), 1101 nucleotides. RefSeq names its product protein CHAPERONE-LIKE PROTEIN OF POR1, chloroplastic-like. The record is from RefSeq and is a predicted model, not a curated record. The coding region runs from base 52 to 912 and encodes 286 amino acids. Gene Ontology annotation, cellular component: chloroplast membrane. NCBI's taxonomy places the organism in Eukaryota, Viridiplantae, Streptophyta, Magnoliopsida, Cucurbitales, Cucurbitaceae. The transcript is spliced from 3 exons.
ACAGCAACAACGAAGGCCAGCCUCACGCUUCUACAGACAAUCAGUUCGACAAUGGCAGCCACCCUCUCCGUCCGGCCCAACCGCCCUGCCGCCGGUUCACCGUUUCCCUGGCCGCCUUUCCGACGAUCCAGUUCAACAUUUCUCAGUAGAACCGCUUCCUGGAGUGGCGGCGCCGCUGUUGCCCCGCCUCCACGCCGCGCAUUUACAAGGACGCUGCUGCUGCCGGUUCAGGCAACCUCGCGUCCAGACGACUCAGCGCCGUCUAAGAUGUCUCUUGAGCACGCACUUAAGCUUCUUGGAGUCUCUGAAGGAGCCUCCUUCGAUGAAAUACUCCGCGCCAAGAAUUCUAUUCUUGCUACUUGCAGUGACGAUAAGGCGAUUGCUCAGGUUGAAGCUGCAUAUGACAUGCUGCUUAUGCAAAGCUUAACUCGGCGGCGAGCUGGGAAAGUUGAGAACAGUCGCAUCCGAUAUGCUGAUGCUAAACCAAUAAAUUCUCCUGGCUUGGGUUCAUCAUCUCAGUGGCUGCGGAAUAUGCCUAUUACUGUUGAAGCCCCAUCUACUCGUGACUUGGGCAUACAAGCUGGUGUAUAUGGGGCACUAGCAGUCUUGACUUAUGUAAAUGGAGCUUCUUCAUCUUCUUCACUGCCUUAUGCAGGUGCUGAUGUUCCUGGACUGAUCUUGGCAGGUAGCUUUGGAGCUUCCCUGUACUUCAUGACCAAAAGGAACGUAAAAUUAGGAAAGGCAACGGUGAUAACACUAGGUGGCCUUGUGGCUGGUGCAGUAGUGGGGUCUGCAGUUGAGAGUUGGUUGCAGGUUGACGUUGUUCCUUUCCUUGGUGUACACUCCCCUGCUACUGUCGUAAGUGAAUUUGUACUUAUUUCCCAAUUCUUGGUCUCUUUAUACCUUAGAUAGAGUUGACAGAAUCUUGUAGUUUCCCCUUCAUUGUAAAAGUUGUAAUUAUUCAAUUGCUCUUUCCCAUGUUAGUUCUUUGAAGUUAUGUGCUUUUGGAUUCAAAAAGCUCAAUAGAUUGUUGGGAAUGACUUGUGUUUAUAGUGAAGAAUGUAAUAACCAUCGUAUGUUCCCCUUGCUCGAUGUUAGUGU